This is a messenger RNA of Coniosporium apollinis CBS 100218, 702 nucleotides long. RefSeq names its product phosphoglycerate mutase. Gene Ontology annotation, biological process: ribose phosphate biosynthetic process. The transcript is spliced from 3 exons. Lineage: Eukaryota; Fungi; Ascomycota; Dothideomycetes. The record is from RefSeq and is a predicted model, not a curated record. The coding region runs from base 1 to 702 and encodes 233 amino acids. Gene Ontology annotation, molecular function: sedoheptulose-bisphosphatase activity.
AUGUCCGACAAGGACGCCGGCACGCCUCGCGUCUUCCUCUUCAGACAUGGAAUCACCGAAUGGACCAUCAAUGGCCGCUACACCGGCAAAACCGAGCUCUCUCUCACAGAAAAGGGCAAGCAGCAAGUGAUCGGCACCGGCCGCAUGAUCGUUGGUCCCGGCAAGUUGAUCGAUCCGUCUAAGCUUGCACGUGUCUUUGUCAGUCCGCGGGUGCGGGCUAAACAAACAUUUGAGCUGGCCUUUGGCGAGAACGAUCGAUAUGACUUGGAUGGAGAGGGGAAUCUAACCGAGACGGAGGAGUUGGCGGAGUGGGAUUAUGGGGCGUACGAGGGGCUUGUGACGAGGGAGAUUCGGGCACUGAGGAAGGAGCACGGGCUUGAUGGGGAGAGGGAGUGGGAUAUCUGGCGGGAUGGAUGUGAGGAUGGGGAAUCGCCAGAGCAAGUGACCGCUCGGCUUGAUGCUCUCAUCUCCGAAAUACACGCAAUUCAAGGCCCGAACAUGCAUGGUGAGAAGGUAUGCGACGUGGUGCUCGUCGCUCAUGGUCACAUACUCCGAGCCUUCGUGAAGAGGUGGCUGAGGUAUCCCAUGGAAUUCCCACUCUCAAUGAUGCUCGAGCCUGGCGGCGUUGGCGUCUUGAGUUACCAACACCACAACGUUGAAGAACCGGCUGUGUUAGUCGGUAUUGGCUUCCCCAUUCAGUGA